UAUGGCUUCGCUAACAAAAGUUUUAAGACUUUCAAACUCAGUAAAUAACGUUAAAAAAUUAUUUACUAACUUGUCGGUUUGUCAAAAUGUUGUCCCAUCGUUACAUUCAAAAGUCCCAAAUGUGCCCACAAUCCCCAGGAGUGCAUUGAUACACACUUCUUCGAGGACAGAUGACCUGAUGGAAUUCUUCGACAAAGACAUCAACUGGACGAAGCAAAGAAUUCAGGUUGGCCGUUCAUGGAGCACUGAUGAGCUACGCAUCAAAAGCAAUGAAGAUUUGCACAAGCUCUGGUAUGUGUUGUUAAAAGAAAAAAAUAUGCUCCUGACCAUGGAACAUGCUUGCAACGAAGCCUAUGAACUAUUUCCAAAUCCAGAGAGGCUGGACAAAGUCGAGGAGAGCAUGAAAAAUUUGGAAACAGUUGUGCGAGAAAGAAAUGAAGCCUAUUACCAGCUAGAAACUGGACAGACUGGAGAAGUGCCAUCAAAAAUUGUUAAUAAUGUACUAGGCCUGAGGCAAUACUAUAGAUUUUCACAACAUGUGAUACCCAAAGGAAUAAAUCAAACUUGGAAGAAAAAAUACUUAUUUGGAUAUGGUGGUCAUGCAGUAAGGAAAUUCCUGUUGAAAUACCGUGAAAACAUAUGGAAUGAGAAAAGAAAGAGAAAUAACCGAGAAACCAAUGCUGCUAUCUCUUUGCUGAAGAAAUUCCCUAAUCUGGAUAUGGAAGCUCUCAGACAGAAGUAUCCCAACGCAAAUAUAGAAAAAGCACUGAGGUCUAAUAAGCUUAAAUAUCACGGUGUGGCUUCUCGUUAUGAAUGAUAUAUUGUUUCUGUAAAUACUUCGCUGAAUAUCAUUGUUUAAACUGAA
Molecule: messenger RNA, 865 nt
Organism: Copidosoma floridanum
Lineage: Eukaryota; Metazoa; Arthropoda; Insecta; Hymenoptera; Encyrtidae
Gene: mRpL47
Product: mitochondrial ribosomal protein L47
Biological process (GO): mitochondrial translation
Cellular component (GO): mitochondrial ribosome; mitochondrial large ribosomal subunit
Molecular function (GO): structural constituent of ribosome
Source: RefSeq, a predicted model, not a curated record